AUGUGUCGCAUUCUGAUCAAUUUUACGGUGAGAAAAUUGACCAACAACGACGAAUUUGCACAGCUCACUCCCACAUUUAACGCAUUUCUUGUGUUUGGGGUGCCAGCACGAAUCGAGGUAGGCACGUGGCUGGCCGCAGCCAUUGGUCCGAUCUGCGAUGCUGGCGGAUUGAUUUUGAACAGCGUUCCGCAGUACGCAUCGAUGCGACUGGAGGAGGUAAUCUUCCAGGUCAUCUGCCAGGUCAGCAUGACGGAGCCGACGUGUUCGGAGUCGCGUCUCUACGGGUGUCUGGCCAGCAUCUACUCGGAGAUGCAGUCGCACCCGCCACCGCGUCAAUCCGUCUACGCCGCCAUCUCCUCCCUCAUCAAGUCCGGCCUCAUCUACUACUGUGGUGAGUCCUGA
Messenger RNA from Mesocestoides corti, 402 nucleotides. Lineage: Eukaryota; Metazoa; Platyhelminthes; Cestoda; Cyclophyllidea; Mesocestoididae. The record is from the annotation of a GenBank genome assembly.